Haplochromis burtoni (Burton's mouthbrooder) is the source of this 2060-nucleotide messenger RNA. It is a transcript of the gene orc5, whose product is annotated as origin recognition complex, subunit 5. Lineage: Eukaryota; Metazoa; Chordata; Actinopteri; Cichliformes; Cichlidae. The transcript has 14 exons. Gene Ontology annotation, biological process: DNA replication; DNA replication initiation. Gene Ontology annotation, molecular function: DNA replication origin binding. Bases 513 to 1850 code for a protein of 445 amino acids. The record is from RefSeq and is a predicted model, not a curated record. Gene Ontology annotation, cellular component: nucleus; nuclear origin of replication recognition complex.
AUAAGUGUGUGAAAGCACAAUUAAAUAUGUUGCAGUAUGUAAGACUUGCUUUGAUCCACGUUUAUUGGGAAAUAUCGCAAAUAGUUAUCUUGAAUCCGCAGUGAAUUUCUAAUGUGCUUGUUUCACUCCCAAAACUACAUUACCCAGAAUUCGUGUCUCACUUGUGAUUCGCUGCUACCGAAUGACAGCAUGUGACGCAAUCUGAAGGCGCGCGCGAAACUCCAGCAAGUGGUCUUGACUGAUUUUAAGGUGUUUCGGACUUUAACUGAAGACUUCUUCGCAUUUUAAGUCUUAAAGACAUUUUAUUUACCGGCAUGAAUGUUUCCUCAGCACCCUAUGGUUUUUACAGCACAUAAUUUUUGAUGAUAUUACUCCUUUGACUCAUUUUUUUUGUCUGAACAACGGAGUUCAUUCGUCGUCUGGUUGGAGUUGGACGAGCUGAAGCUAACGUCAGUCAGUUGUUUUUAGCAGAACUCUGCUGAGCUCACCUACAUAAACGGUGUGGUGGUAGCAUGACGGCGCUGUUGCAGCACCCGGGAUACGAUGAGGAGAGCUUGAAGGGGGUAGCAGAGAAGUUGCCCUGCAGAGAGGUCCAGGCUGAAAUGUUGCUGUCGCUGAUGGGGCAGCCGCACCAGUACAGCUACCCUUCAAUCCUCAUUUACGGUCAUCGAGCCUCAGGGAAAAGCCACGUGAUGCACGUUUUGAUGAAGGAGCUGGAGCUUCCUCACGCCACAGUGAGCUGCGUCGAGUGUGUUUCUAUUGCGUUGCUGUUUGAACAAGUGCUGCUGUCCUUCUUUGGCUGCGAUGCCGCCUCUCUUCUCCCCCGCAGUCCCUCCCUGUCUGACUUUGUCCGUGUCUACAGACAGCAGUGCUCCCAGUCUCCUGCCAAACAGACGCGAUACAUUGUAAUGGAGAAAGCCGAGCUUCUGAGAGAUACUGAUGCCAGUCUCCUCUCUGCUCUCCUGCGUCUUCAGGAGCUGGUUGGGGACAACGUUACCGUCAUCUUGCUCAGUGAAAUCGCCUGGGACAAGUUCAGACCAAACACAGGCUGCUUUGAGCCGCUUCUGCUGCAUUUCCCUGACUACAGUAAAAGUGAGCUGCAACAGAUUUUGUCCCAGAACGUGCAUCCUUCAUAUUCAGCUGGGUUUUACUCUGCGUACAUCAACAUCCUGCUGGGAGUCUUCUACUCUGUCUGUCGAGACCUCAGAGAGCUGCAACACCUGGCUGCCCUGAACUUUUCAAAGUUCUGUGAGCCUUUGGCAGAAGGGAAAGUGAAAGAGACUGACACCCACAAGCUGUGGAAACACAUUGAGCCACAUUUGAAAAAAGCCAUGCAGACGGUUUACCUUCGAGAGGUGUCCAGUCUGCAGUGGGAGCAAAUGCAGCAAAUGGAGGAGAAGGAGGCCGGAGCCUUGCGAGGUUUAUCAGCUCACACUCAUGUUGAAUUGCCUUAUUACUCCAAGUUCCUGUUGAUUGCUGCCUAUCUGGCUUCCUACAACCCUGCACGCACAGAUAAACGCUUCUUUUUAAAGCACCAUGGUAAAAUAAGAAAAACAAACUUCCUGAAGAAAAAUGAAAAGACAAGUAAUCACCUUCUGGGUCCAAAGCCCUUCCCUCUGGACCGCUUGCUUGCCAUCUUUUACAGUGUGGUGGACAGCAGAGUCACCCCGACAGCGAGCAUCUUCUCACAGAUUUCUUCGCUGGUGACCCUGCAGCUGCUGGCUCAGGUCAGUCAUGACGACCAGCUCGACGCCCCGAAGUACAAAUGUGCCGUUUCUCUGGACUUCAUCUGCGCCAUAUCCAGGACGGUGAACUUUGAUAUUGUCAAGUAUUUGUACGACUUUCUGUGAGCCUGCAGUGCAUUAACAGAGAGAUGACACGCAGUGACAGUCAGACAAAGGCACAUUUGUUUCUGCAAGAACUCACCUAAGGACAAGUAUUUGGAAACACAAGAAGCUCCAGGAGGAAAUUAAUCCAAUUAUUUCGCUGCCCCCUUGUGGUUGAUAAAUGAGCUCCUCGUUUAAAUGUUUGUAUUUGUAGAAAAUAAAUCUUUGUAACUU